Dendrobium catenatum is the source of this 1721-nucleotide messenger RNA. Its product is annotated as serine/threonine-protein phosphatase PP1. Gene Ontology annotation, cellular component: cytoplasm; nucleus. Bases 367 to 1410 code for a protein of 347 amino acids. Gene Ontology annotation, molecular function: protein serine/threonine phosphatase activity. The record is from RefSeq and is a predicted model, not a curated record. NCBI's taxonomy places the organism in Eukaryota, Viridiplantae, Streptophyta, Magnoliopsida, Asparagales, Orchidaceae. The transcript is spliced from 4 exons.
GUUCAUCCACAUCUCUCGCUCCAACCAGGUCCAGGAAGUGGUCCCUUUUCUCGCGUGCUCUUCUUCUCACAUCUCUGGGAGAACCGAUGGCCUUCUCAUUCUUAUGUCUUUCCUCCCGCAUUAUCAAAUCCUAGGAGGAAAGGAAGCGUCCAAAAAGUUCAUCGGCCUCUCGUGCUGCCUAUUCAUCUGUCUUCCCCGGUCCCCAUCUCACUUCUACAAAGCGGCAUUAUCGAAUCUGGGGAAGAAUUAGGUGGCUAAAAAAUUAUUGUUUCUCGAGCUUUUUCUUAGCCUUUCCCCUCUAAGUGGGCAUUCGUGCUCGAAUAUAUAAGGUAUAGAGGAACAUAAAUAAGCAAGGAGUGGGCUCCGAUGGCAGCGAGUUCGAUCCCGGCGGGAGGGUCGAUUGACGGGUCGAUGCUCGAUGAUAUCAUCGGGAGGCUACUCUACGGCGGUCGCGCUAAUGAAGGGAAGCAGGUGCAGCUGUCUGAGACGGAGAUCCGACAUAUCUGCGUUGAGGCCCGCCGGAUCUUCCUCUCACAGCCUAAUCUCCUACAGCUCCGAGCCCCUAUCAAUGUUUGCGGCGAUAUACAUGGACAGUAUGUAGACCUUAUAAGGUUAUUUGAACGCGGUGGAUUCCCUCCUACUUCAUCAUAUCUAUUUCUUGGUGACUAUGUAGAUCGAGGAAAACAAAGCUUAGAGACAAUUUGCUUACUUUUAGCGUACAAGAUAAAGUACCCUGACAAAUUCUUUCUCUUGAGAGGAAAUCAUGAAGAUGCUAAAGUCAACAGAGUAUAUGGUUUUUAUGAUGAAUGUAAAAGAAGAUUCAAUGUUCGCUUGUGGAAAACAUUCUCAGAUUGCUUCAACUGUUUGCCUGUUGCUGCUGUCGUUGAUGAGAAGAUCUUUUGCAUGCAUGGCGGACUUUCACCAGAGCUUGAUAGUUUGAGUAGGAUUGAAGAAAUCGAAAGGCCCACUGAAAUUCCUGAUAGCGGCCUUCUUUGCGAUCUACUUUGGUCAGAUCCAGACCCCAAGAUUCAGGGAUGGGGGCUGAGUGAUAGAGGUGUUGCAUGUACUUUUGGUGUUGAUAAGCUUGUAGAGUUUCUUGAUAAAAAUAACCUUGAACUCAUAUGUAGGGGUCAUCAGGUUGUUGAGGACGGGUACGAGUUUUUUGGGCAAAGGAGGUUGGUUACCAUAUUUUCAGCUCCCAACUAUUGUGGGGAGUUUGACAAUGCGGGUGCUUUCUUAAAUAUUGAUGAAUCAUUGUUAUGUUCAUUCGAGUUAUUGAAAGCCCUUGACAGUAAAGCACGAAAGACAGUUGGUACACGUGCUUCGGACAAUGCCUCAACAUCAUCUCAGAGCUUGUCAAAUUUAUCUAAAGCAAUUUCUAAGAAGCUUCCAAGAUUUGGAAGUGGUUGACAAAUCUUCAGUGAUUUGACUUGCUUCCGAUAACCUAAACAACAAAUAUCAGAUCUGGAUCACCGGCAGCAAAUUCUUAGAUUAUUUCCGUUCAAUGGCGUUAAUUCGGCCGUCAUUACUCGAUUACCUUUUCCAUGAAUCCUUCGAACAGUUUUUGUUUAUUAUUUUUAGGGCUAUCUAAUUGUCUUGAGAUAAUAUAUUUUAGAAAAUUAUAAUUUUUGCUCUCUUAUUUUGGUUUUUAAAAGAAAAUAUGAUAUUUGAGGGAUUUUUCCGGAGCUUAUGGAGUUAAAAUAAAUGUUGUGUUCUAUCAA